Closterium sp. Yama58-4 is the source of this 4203-nucleotide messenger RNA. NCBI's taxonomy places the organism in Eukaryota, Viridiplantae, Streptophyta, Zygnematophyceae, Desmidiales, Closteriaceae. The record is from the annotation of a GenBank genome assembly.
AUGUCAAUGAGCACAAAUUCCUCUCCUCCCCCAGCAGUCUGGAUCACUAACAGCCCCCAGACGCUGUUGCGCUCACUGAAGGCGCCUUCUACCCCAUCAGUUCCAAGCACAAUGCGGAAUUGGCGCGGCUCGUGCGGCGUCCCGUUAUCAUGCCAGGUUUUGAGGCGCGUAAGCACUGCUGUUGGCAAAAGCAUCCGCGGUUCCAACGGCGUCGAGGAGGCACGUGAGCCUCGCUUUUACUUCCCACGCGCGGCGAUCUCGUUCCGCCUCGUUCUUAUCGGCGCGCUACUCUCUUCUCCCCCGCCCCCCGUCUCGCGAUCUCACUGCGGCGCUGCUCCGCUCCUCGCGUCGGCGCAAGGAAGCGACGCGUCGUUUCGGCUGAUCUCGUCGUUCUUUGUCGCGUGGUCUGAGGGUUACAACCUUGGCGGGAACUCCUCCCUCCCCCCUGCGAAAAUAACUCUCCCCCCGCGCGUCCCCGUUGCGCCGCACCUGGAGGACUGCGCGCGAGUGAGCGCGGAGCGGGAGGAGUGGGAGCGGAGAGGCUCGGGGGAUGAGGAACCCGCUUGGACCCGCGGAGCUUCAGGGAAGGGGGAUCCUUCCGCCCGCCCCGCGGGCUGCUCCGCGGGAGAGGCGCAGGAGCAGGAGGUCCCGCAACCACCUUGGAUCCGAGGGCAGGAUGCAGCCAAUCUGCCGCUGACACGUGUCGUGCAACGGGACAUCUGGAGGAACCAGUUCCCCGCUGGGGAUUGCACGAACAGACGCCUCCUGGUUGUUGACUGGGCGAAAUCUGGCGUGCAUGGCGUUGGCUCACAGGUGGGCUCUCUUGUGUUUGCUGCGGCGGGGGGGCAGCAUGAUGUCAUGAAGCAUGAUGGCAUGCAGCAUGAUGACAUGCAGCAUGAUGGCAUGCAGCAUGAUGGCAUGCAGCAUGAUGGCAUGCAGCAUGAUGACAUGCAGCAUGAUGGCAUGCAGCAUGAUGGCAUGCAGCAUGAUGGCAUGCAGCAUGAUGGCAUGAAGCAUGAUGGCAUGAAGCAUGAUGGCAUGCAGCAUGAUGGCAUGAAGCAUGAUGGCAUGCAGCAUGAUGGCAUGAAGCAUGAUGACAUGCAGCAUGAUGGCAUGCAGCAUGAUGGCAUGCAGCAUGAUGGCAUGCAGCAUGAUGGCAUGAAGCAUGAUGGCAUGCAGCAUGAUGGCAUGAAGCAUGAUGGCAUGCAGCAUGAUGGCAUGAAGCAUGAUGGCAUGCAGCAUGAUGGCAUGAAGCAUGAUGGCAUGCAGCAUGAUGUCAUGAAGCAUGAUGGCAUGAAGCAUGAUGACAUGCAGCAUGAUGGCAUGCAGCAUGAUGGCAUGCAGCAUGAUGGCAUAAAGCAUGAUGGCAUGCAGCAUGAUGGCAUGAAGCAUGAUGGCAUGCAGCAUGAUGGCAUGAAGCAUGAUGGCAUGCAGCAUGAUGGCAUGAAGCAUGAUGGCAUGCAGCAUGAUGGCAUGAAGCAUGAUGGCAUGAAGCAUGAUGGCAUGCAACAGAUUCUAGCCAUGCGCAACAACCGCACCCUCGUGGAUGAACCCGAGGCCUUUGACCGCGCCCGCACCCCCGCCUGUGAAGCUGUGGGUCGCAAGAACCAAUGGGAGUGCUAUUUUUUCCCCCUCGUCUCGCCUGCAUGCAAGCAAGUCUACCAACAGGCUCGAGAGAAGAGCCGCGACAGCAUCCCCUUUGGGAAGAACAACUAUUCUCAAGUGGCUGCGUGGAAUGAUACGAUUGUGUUUAUUACUCAACCGAACCCUUCAAAGUUUGCCAUGGAAGCUGGCGCUGCAGACCUGUUGGGUGAUGCCUUUUAUAAGGCGCCCUGCACUGUGCAGAUGGAUGGCAAACUCACGAAUCUCACUGAAAAACAGCGCAAGGUGCACUGGUGGCGGGCGCAGGCAGUUCGCUUCCUGCUGCGCUGGCCCUCUGCCUACCUCUGCCACGUCGCCAACAGGGAGAGGCACCGCGCGUUCGGCAUGAUCGCAGCCAAUCACGUUGUGCAGCUCCUGCAGACCCAGUCAAGAGCCCUCUCCUUUCUCUCUCGCAGCACCACUGCUGCUGCCGCUGCUGCUGCUGCUUCUGCUGCAAGCAACGUCAAAGUGAAUGAAAGCGAGUGGCGAGCAAAAACGCGAGCAGCAUUGGAGCAAUUGGCAGCUGCUGCUGGUGCUGCUGCCACAGGGAGUGGCAGGGACGAAGGCAAGGAUACCAGCGGCCUGGUGGGAGUGCAGGAGCCGUACAUGCCGCGGCCGAUAGUGAGCUUGCAUGUAAGGGGUACGGACAAGCAUUUCGAGAUGGCGCUGAGGUCCCUGGACUGGCACAUGUUCCUCAUAAAUCGCCUCCGCCCUCAUGCGCCGGACCUCUGGCACGUGUGGCUCAACACCGAGACACAGGCCAACGUAGAUCAAGAAGUGGAACACACGUCAUGGACAUUCUUUUACUCGGCAAACGCACGGCAGGAGGAGAAGACAGAGACGCUGCGGCAGUACGAGCGUGACCAGUCGGUGGCGCUGAGCUUAGCGAGUGUGCUCAUCGCUGCACAGUGCGAUUAUUUCGCCGGCAGCCUUGGAUCUAAUUGGAGCCGCCUUAUGAACGAGCUGCGCUCCACCAAUGGCCGUCUGACCGCCGGGUUCGUUGCCAAUAAUUUCGAGGAGUGUCUCCUACUCACGCUCGCCUUCUUACUCCACCUCCUCUCCUCGUUGCGCGCAUCACCAUCCCCCCCCAUGCCGUUCCUGGAUUUCACAUUCUCCGAGGCACAUUGUGGCAUCUGGGCAGAUGAGUACUCAGCCCUGCACUCCCGCAUUCGCGACGCUGCCCGCACCCACGCCAGCACCCUCGCUCAGACUGCUGCUGCCGCUGCUGUAGCUGCUGCUGCAGCGAAAGCACCACCAUCGCCACCGUCACCACCACCAUCAUCACCACCAUCACCACCGCCACCAUCACCACCACCACCAUCACCACCACCACCAUCACCACCACCACCACCACCACCACCACCACAACUCCUACCCUCCCCUCUUCCUCCAUCCCCUCCUCUUCCGUCCCCUCCUCCACCACCCCCCCCUCCUCCAUCCCCCCCUCCUCCGUCCUCCCCUCCUCCAUCCCCCCCUUUUCCUCCCCCGCCGCCACCAUCCCCGCCACCCCCUGCCGAAUACCCCCAGCCGCCCAGGGACCCAUCCAUUCGCUUUCUCACAUACGAAUGGCUGGAUCAGCCAGGUGGGUUAGGGGACUAUCUUACAGGCCUGGCGACCACCUUUGUGUGCGCCAUGCUCACACGCCGGGCCUUUAUUGUGAAGCACACUCUCCUGCCGCUCGCAUUCGAGCCGAACCUCAUUGAUUGGUCCUUCUCGCCUGAGAAUAAGCUGGUUGAGCCAGAGGAUUUUUUCGGGCAGCUGGAUAAGGCGAUGAACGUGCGCGUGUCGUGGAACAGAGGGAUGCUUAUUCAUUGGCUCGUGCAGGCGGAGGGCAAGAAGUGGAGUGAGAGGCUCAAGGACAUGGGCAUGCGGCCUCCCUACAGCUUUGGCUGCAUCCUGCGCUAUCUCCUCAAGCCACGGCCAGAGAUUUUGUCCAAAGCUGAAGCCAUCUACCACCACCUCUUCUCCCCUCCUGCCUCCUCCCCUCCCCCCGCCCUCCUCCAAGCCCCACAUCCCCUGAGCGCUGGCCAAUCCGGGUCCCCUGGCUCCUGGCACAAUAGGGUGGUGGUUAUUGGGAUUCACGUGAGAGUGGCGGACAGAUUCGUGUGGGCUGGCAAGAGAGGGUUUGGAGAUCCCAAGGUUCUGAAUGAGACGGAGAAGGCUGAGCUCAUGGCAUUGGCAGACGACUACAUUGCUUGUGCUCAGAAACUCGAGGCGUGGUGGAUGCCCCCUCCCCUCAUAGUCAAAUGGCUAGUCGUUAGCAACUCUCAGGACCUCAAGACAGGUUUAAGACUCAAAUAUCCAGACAAGGUGGUGAUUUCAGACAUCCUCCCAAUGCAUAUCAACAACCUCAUGCUCAAUGAUGCUGCGCCACCAUCUCCGCCCCCUUCACCAGAAGCUGCUCGCGAUAAAGAAGCAGAAAUAUAUACCGGCGUUCUUAUAGAUUGGCUCCUUUUGGCAUCUUCAGAUAUAAAAUCCCGUGGUACUACAGCAUCAAAUGCAGUAGAGGAUGCUUCAAAUUCAGCAGUGGGAGCUUCGGGUUAUACUCGUGCUGGUCUGUAG